Messenger RNA from Rhizophagus irregularis DAOM 181602=DAOM 197198, 537 nucleotides. The record is from RefSeq and is a predicted model, not a curated record. NCBI's taxonomy places the organism in Eukaryota, Fungi, Glomeromycota, Glomeromycetes, Glomerales, Glomeraceae.
AUGGCACCAAAGACGCAAAAGUUAAACCAAAAGGAAGCGGCUGCAAAGACUCAACAAUCAAAAUGCAAUGAAGUGAACCGAGGCAAAAAAAUUUCAUCAUUAGUUCCUGAAGCUACAACUCCAAUACGAGCAGGAAGAAUUGCAUCCUUAAUGCCUGAUGUUGCAACUCCAACACGAACAAGAAGUAGUUCAUCUCUAUUAGGUGGUGAUAAACCUUUACCAGCAUCAUUUACAGAAAUGUCAAAUAUACUUUAUGUUUGCAAUUGGCUAGUAAAGCGGCCACAUAUUUUAGAACUUGCCAAUCAAAUGUUAACAGCCAAUAAUACAUCAUCAAACACUAACAUGGUUGUGAAUUCUCUACAUGGAAAUGAUAAUUUGCUAGGAAUGAAUAAAGCACACUUAAGGAAUGAAGAAAGCAAAUGUUUAUUUCUUCGUAUUCGUAAUCCUUCAUCAUCUGACUUAAAUAACUUUAUAUUAGCUGUUUUGGGAUAUAAGCCUUGUAGUGAAAUGGCAAAGGAUUAUGGUAAAAUUGUUUAA